AUGAUCCGUGCAUCAGUUGAAGAGCAAAGUUGUUUUUAUAACAAUUGUUUAAUGUUUUCUGUUACAAUUAUGAAGUCACCAAUUGAAAAACUAUUAUUAAUAUUUGUUUUAUGUAUCAUUUCAUCUUCAUAUAUACUGAACGUUAAGGCAGAGAACAAAGUUACAGUAAAUAGUAUUAAAAUCGAUGUCUCAAAUGAAGAUGUACUCGAAUCUUGGGAUGCUGGUAUUUCAAAUAAUCUCAUUAAUACAACGCCUAAGAUAAAAAAGGAUUGUCCGAGUAUAUUAGAAAUGGAUAUCAAAAUAUAUCAAGAUGAUCAAUUGGUAAGCCAAAUGACAAAGCAGUCAGAAAAACCAUUCAAGGAUUUGGAAAAUGCUAAUUUUUGCGCAUCAGUUGAAUAUAUAGAUGAAGAUGAUGGAUGUUCUGCUGCACCGGGUGAACAAAAUGCUUCAGAUUGCGAUAUAAGCUCGAUGUUCAACAGUAUGAAUCCUGGAAAUUACAAAACUGUAUGCGAAAUGAAGGAAAAUGACACUGAAUUCGCUACUGUGACAUUGGAGGUAACAGUAGAAGCUGAAUAAAAGUAAUAUAAUUAAUGUCUGAUAUCACUGAGGAUUAUUAUUACAUUUAUUUUGAUAUUUACAACAUUUAACAUUACUAAAUAUAUGUAUGAUUACUUAUUAUUUGUUUAAUAUUGCAACAGUAAGUGAUUUUAUCUUUCAAAUUAAAUAAAAAUAUUAGCAUGGUUAUUAUAUAACUCUUCAGUUUUAUGUAAACUUCCUCUUCCAAAGAUAAAGAUAUUUUAUAAAUUUUAAGAAACAAUAUUUUAACAAUUUUCAACAUUUUAUUUUUAAUUAUAAAUACAUAUAUAUUUAAUUUUCAUUAUCUUUAACUGGACACAUUUCAAAAAGUUCAAUAAAUUGACUUGUCUUUGAAAAAGAAAGAUAAUAACAAAGCAAGAAAUGAAGAUACAAAAGAAGAAUGCUAACUCUACUUAUAUUCUCAAAUUUUUUUUUAUCAAAUAUAUUCUUUUUUUCUGGCAAAAUAUUUUUGAUAUUUGAUUGAAAUGUUUUCUUCUUUGAAUCAUCAAGUAUUUUCUACUGU
This is a messenger RNA of Apis laboriosa (Himalayan honeybee), 1099 nucleotides long. RefSeq lists its product as uncharacterized. The record is from RefSeq and is a predicted model, not a curated record. The coding region runs from base 1 to 576 and encodes 191 amino acids. The transcript is spliced from 4 exons. NCBI's taxonomy places the organism in Eukaryota, Metazoa, Arthropoda, Insecta, Hymenoptera, Apidae.